AUGUGUUUAGGUAAUGUUUUUAGUGAGUGUAUUGUACUCUUGCCUGUCUCUACCUCUGUUCUCUUGGUUCUCUCUGUAACUCUGGAGGUGUAUUGUAGCAUGCUGUGUAUUCAGGGAGUGUUUUGAGUGUUCUAAGUGUUCUCUCUUCUCUCUGUCUCUCUCUGUAGCUCUGGUUCUAGAGUGUUCUAAGUGUUCUCUCUUCUCUCUGUCUCUCUCUGUAGCUCUGGUUCUAGAGUGUUCUAAAUGUUCUCUCUUCUCUCUGUCUCUCUCUGUAGCUCUGGUUCUAGAGUGUUCUAAAUGUUCUCUCUUCUCUCUGUCUCUCUCUGUAGCUCUGGUUCUAGAGUGUUCUAAGUGUUCUCUCUUCUCUCUGUCUCUCUCUGUAGCUCUGGUUCUAGAGUGUUCUAAGUGUUCUCUCUUCUCUCUGUCUCUCUCUGUAGCUCUGGUUCUAGAGUGUUCUAAGUGUUCUCUCUUCUCUCUGUCUCUCUCUGUAGCUCUGGUUCUAGAGUGUUCUAAGUGUUCUCUCUUCUCUCUGUCUCUCUCUGUAGCUCUGGUUCUAGAGUGUUCUAAGUGUUCUCUCUUCUCUCUGUCUCUCUCUGUAGCUCUGGUUCUAGAGUGUUCUAAGUGUUCUCUCUUCUCUCUGUCUCUCUCUGUAGCUCUGGUUCUAGAGUGUUCUAAGUGUUCUCUCUUCUCUCUGUCUCUCUCUGUAGCUCUGGUGGAAGCCUGCAAGGAGAGAUACAGUCUGGGCCAGUCGCUAAGCAACCUGCUGCCAGUCAGGAUGGUGACGACUAUGAUGCUUCCCUAUACCCUCCCCCUGGAGUCUGCUCUGUCCCUGACUGUUAGGUAAGACUAGACCCUAUACCCUGGAGUCUGCUCUGUCCCUGACUGUUAGGUAAGACUAGACCCUAUACCCUGGAGUCUGCUCUGUCCCUGACUGUUAGGUAAGACUAGACCCUAUACCCUGGAGUCUGCUCUGUCCCUGACUGUUAGGUAAGACUGGACCCUAUACCCUGGAGUCUGCUCUGUCCCUGACUGUUAGGUAAGACUAGACCCUAUACCCUCCCCUGGAGUCUGCUCUGUCCCUGACUGUUAGGUAAGACUAGACCCUAUACCCUGGAGUCUGCUCUGUCCCUGACUGUUAGGUAAGACUAGACCCUAUACCCUGGAGUCUGCUCUGUCCCUGACUGUUAGGUAAGACUAGACCCUAUACCCUGGAGUCUGCUCUGUCCCUGACUGUUAGGUAAGACUAGACCCUAUACCCUGGAGUCUGCUCUGUCCCUGACUGUUAGGUAAGACUAGACCCUAUACCCUGGAGUCUGCUCUGUCCCCUGACUGUUAGGUAAGACUAGACCCUAUACCCUGGAGUCUGCUCUGUCCCUGACUGUUAGGUAAGACUAGACCCUAGACCCUAUACCCUGGAGUCUGCUCUGUCCCUGACUGUUAGGUAAGACUAGACCCUAUACCCUAUACCCUGGAGUCUGCUCUGUCCCUGACUGUUAGGUAAGACUAGACCCUAUACCCUAUACCCUGGAGUCUGCUCUGUCCCUGACUGUUAGGUAAGACUAGACCCUAGACCCUCCCCCUGGAGUCUGCUCUGUCCCUGACUGUUAGGUAAGACUGGACCCUAGACCCUCCCCCUGGAGUCUGCUCAUUAUUAUUAUUAUUAUUAUUAUUAUUAUUAUUAUAUAUUACUAAAGCCCUCUUUCUUCUCCCAGACUUUUAGAACGGCUUAUUAUUAUUAUUAUUAUUAUUAUUAUUAUUAUUAUUAUUAUUAUUAUUAUUAUUAUUAUUAUAUAUUACUAAAGCCCUCUUUCUUCUCCCAGACUUUUAGAACGGCUUAUUAUUAUUAUUAUUAUUAUUAUUAUUAUUAUUAAUAUUAUCAUGGUAUAUUUCUAAAGCCCUCUCUCUCCUCCCAGACUGUUAGAAUGGCUGCCUGAUGUGCAGGAGGAUGUGGGAUGGAUUGGAGAACAGAUGGUUAAGAUGCUACAGUGUGCUGUGACACGGGCCACCAAGUCUGUGUCCAACAGGGUCUCUGCAAAGUGAGAAGCCACACACACACACACACACACACACACACACACACACACACACACACACUGAAACACAGACAAACAAAGAGACAGACAGACAUUUUCCCCAUUUUCCCUUACCGUUUGUACACAAUUAGUUGAAGUUGUGUAUUAGUACACAGUGCAGUGAAAUGCUUCCUUGCAGGUCAACAAUGCAACAACAAUAAGACAGUAAUUAAGUGAAUAAAAUAGUACAAAGAAAGUAAAAGCUCAAUCAAUAAAAUAUGAUAAAAUUGUAGCUCUAAUAUAAUAUUUUGAGCAAACAAAGUAACAGUUAAAACUAAAAUACACCAAAAACAGCAAAGUGGCGUGGGAGCCUGACACCCUCCAAAGUGGAGUGGGAGCCUGACACCCUCCAAAGUGGAGUGGGAGCCUGACACCCUCCAAAGUGGAGUGGGAGCCUGACACCCUCCUACUCAUCUUGUAUAGAUUUUCACAAACACAAAAAACUCACUUUCUGUAAGUCCUCAUAAUGUCUACCUUAUCCCUCUAGGAUCCGACACACUCUUUACGCCUUAUGCCCCUAAGGAAUGAGGUCCGUAAGAAGAGAGAGAGAGAUGAGAGAGAGGAGAGAGAGAGAGAGAGCGAGAGAGAGAGAAAAAGGGAGCGAGGAAAAAGAGGAGAAGAGGAUGGAGACUACCUUAGAUAGGCGAGAGAUACUCACACUCUUCUAAAAGAAAAGGGAGAGAGAAAAAAGAGAGAGAGGGAGAUGAGAAGAAGCCCUCUCCCCUUUCUCUCUCCUCUCUCUCUCUCUCUCUCUCUCCUCCCCCCCUCUCUCUCUCUCCCCCUCUCUCUCUCUCUCCCCCUCUCUCUAUGCUUCCCUCUCUCUAGGUUUUCCUACCAGUUGGAGCUACAUCACUGCCAGUCCCUGCCUGCCCAGCUCCUCCCUGCCGGCCUGCUCCCUGGCUGGGUUAGUGGAGGCAGCUCCUCUGUCCUGGAUAUUAUCAGCCGUCUGGACCAAUACCAGAGGCAGCUGCUUCCGGGCUCCUUCUGUGUCAACCUGGACCUCCGGGGCUCCUUCUACACCGGGGGUCCAACAGGUGGGACCCCAGGCCCAGGAGGGUCCACCAGAGCUGGGGAAGGAGGGCCAAGACCAGCCCUGGCCCCUACAGCCCCCAUCGUAGACCCAGAGGAGGUGGAGGGGAUGGGGCUGAUGAUGAGGAGGCUCAGUGAAAACCACAACUCUACUGCAUCUCUUCCAGCCUCACUGUAG
Coregonus sp. 'balchen' is the source of this 3279-nucleotide messenger RNA. Lineage: Eukaryota; Metazoa; Chordata; Actinopteri; Salmoniformes; Salmonidae. The record is from the annotation of a GenBank genome assembly.